Molecule: messenger RNA, 960 nt
Organism: Dicentrarchus labrax (European seabass)
Lineage: Eukaryota; Metazoa; Chordata; Actinopteri; Moronidae
Exons: 4
Coding region: 110-544 (144 amino acids)
Biological process (GO): immune response
Cellular component (GO): extracellular region
Molecular function (GO): chemokine activity
Source: RefSeq, a predicted model, not a curated record
GGCUGUCAGUCAGUCACUCUCUGGAGAGGAACGGAGAAGAAAGACCAUCAGAGAUUACUUUAUUCAGUAAUUAUCAAUUUAAUCUAAUAUCUAUCAUCCUCUUUUGAAAAUGGCAAACUGUGGAACCCUGAUGAAGAGUGCGCUGGUCGCUAUUGUCCUGAUGGCUGUGAUUCACUCUGGAUCAGCAGAUUGGAAACUGGCUUCCUGCUGUAAGAAAGUCAACAAACUGGAGAUAACAGAACCAAUCACCGGAUACAUGAUCCAGAAACCUAACCGUGAAUGUGUCCCAGCUAUCAUCCUCCAAACAGAAAAAGGUCUCUUCUGCAGUCCAGUGAGAGCCGAGUGGGUUCGCCGCAAGGUUGUUGCAUUCGAGAAAGCAAAAGCUCAGGCCACCACUUCAUCUGUGGUCCCCUCGUCUACUGUCUCCCUCCUCUCCAUCAUCACAUCCACUGCCUCUUCUCCUUCCUCAUCCUCUCUUCCAUCCUCUCUCUCCACAUCCGAGAUGCCUGCUGAUGAAACCUUUUCAGAAACGGACGACGAGUAGAGCCGCAUCUUCACUACCUCCGGCCAAUGAAAACACCGAGUUUGUCAGAAAGUUAACGUUUAUGGACUGAAACAAAGUAAUGUUUGAAAUAGUACUUGAAUAACAUAAUUAUGUCAAUAUAUGACUUUAUGUUGAAUAUUUAGUUUCUUUCAAUGUCUUUUGAGUGACAUUAUUUAUUAGUUUAAUCUAACCAAGUGUAUUUAUGAAUGUUUACAAGUUACUGGAUACAACUUUAUGAUCAGUGUAAUGUUUUUAUUAUUAUUAUCAUUAGACAUUUUAAAGUCAGCUCUUAAAUAUAUGAAACUGUUUUAAGAUAUUUAUUUAUUUGAAAGCUUGUGAUGACUUUUAUCUAAAGAAGAAAUUGUACGCCCGUUAAAACAUUGGUCAGAAAUAAAUGUUGCACAUGUGAUCCUGCA